This is a messenger RNA of Ostrea edulis (European flat oyster), 5858 nucleotides long. RefSeq names its product trafficking protein particle complex subunit 8-like. Lineage: Eukaryota; Metazoa; Mollusca; Bivalvia; Ostreida; Ostreidae. The transcript has 29 exons. Gene Ontology annotation, biological process: protein localization to phagophore assembly site; endoplasmic reticulum to Golgi vesicle-mediated transport. The record is from RefSeq and is a predicted model, not a curated record. The coding region runs from base 149 to 4615 and encodes 1488 amino acids. Gene Ontology annotation, cellular component: phagophore assembly site; cytoplasmic vesicle; TRAPPIII protein complex. Gene Ontology annotation, molecular function: protein binding.
AUUCAAUUUUUUUUAGUCGUCUCCCUUUAGCGGAAAUAGUUCCAAGCGCAUGUUCAACAGCAAGAUGGCAGCUGAAGAGAAUCACUGGUUCAUAAAUUACGAAAUUGAUUGAUGCAUUAUCAGAAGUUGGACUCUAUUUAUUAAAGUCAUGGCUCAGUGUAAACAAACUGCCCACGAAUUUAUCCAGAACACGUUCAGCCCUGCCGUGGCUGUUCUGUGCAGUCCGGAUGCUGAGUUGUUGUGUCACAAGAACAACUUGUCAUUUGUGGAGUUGGUGCAGCCGUUCUGUCGUCUUACAACAGAGGUUCACAUCCGGGAUCCCAAUAAUGUUCCACACACGAUUAAGAAUUUAAAGAUUACAAUGAGGGACAUGAACAUGCAACUUCCUCAGGCUGUGACAGCUCGGAAGAUGAUGAACGAUGUGGUGGCAAAUUCCCAGCCCCAGCUGAUGGAAGGAGGCAGGGGCAAUGUGGUCACCUUUGGGAGUUACGAUUUACAGUUGUCAGCAUCAACACCAUGGUACGAAACUUAUCGAGACACUUUCCUGAAAGUUCUACCUCCAAGUGAUCACGAGUUUCUCAGCCACUGCCUGUGUUGCAUAUUCGUAGUAUCGUCCGGUCACUCCGACCCAAUCAACGCCUUCAACACUCUGUCCUCUAACCAGCACCAGCAACAGACUCAGUUCCCCACCAAGAUGCCUCGCUGGUUCUGCCCAGGGAUCCUGAAAUACUACGUGUUGGUUCACGAUGUCGUAGAGGGGGAAGACGCUAAGUACGAUAUUGCACAGUAUCAGAACCUUGCCCUCAGGGCUGAGGCUGUUUACCAGAGUAUGAAGUCCACAUAUGGUGGUCAGAAUUGUCACCUGUUGCACAUCAACUCGCGGAGUCUUCAUGCAGCAGAAACCAUGCAUACAGAUCUGCCGGAUCCCUGGAGCCAGUUCCUGAACAAAAAUAAUUCGGAGACCAACAGUAAAAAGCGAAACAAAGCUAGAUAUUACAUAGCGUGGGAAGGAGCAGAAUAUGACACUGCAGCCAGUAGUAGUGUUGUGGAUGACGCAUUCCCCACUAAGCUGUCGGAGGGUACCAUGGACAGCCCAGCUCUUGCGGGACCCAUCUUGUCAAACAGCAGCCUGGUGGACAUGUCCCCAGAUUCUGGGGAGGGAACAGCUUCUACAGGUUCGUUAGCCAGCGAGACAUUUGAUCACCCCUUGUCUGAUCCCUCGGACAACAUGAACCAUGUGGACAGCCCUCUCUCUCCAGACAAAAGCUAUGAACCUGAACUUAACCACACUUCCUCAAAGGGGAAGCUGGGAGAGAGGAGACAGGGGGGACAUGGUAUCUGUUUGACAACCAGUGACCAGGACAGAAUCAAGAUCUUCAUGCAUGAGUUGUGUGUUCGAGCUCUCAUUCCGUGGGCAGAGAGACAGAUGAAGAUCCUUAAUGAACAGCAUGCCUCAAGGAAAGGAAUUAGCAAGUCUCUGUUUAGUGCCACAAAGCGAUGGUUUGGUGGAAACAAACCAUCAGGACAGGUGGCAUCCAACCAAAAUACAACAGUCGUGUACUCCAGCGACGCUCCGGAGUUACAGAUGAGAAGGUUGGGAGAUGUUGCUUUCUUGUUCCAGAUGUAUGAUUUCGCUUACAACACUUACCAUGCAGCUAAGCGGGACUUCAACAAUGACCACGCAUGGUUGCAUUAUGCAGGGGCUUUGGAAAUGGCCUGUAUAUCAAUGUUUAUGAGCGGAAAUCCCAGAGAACAGAAGUACCCAUUUCAUUACAUGGAGUCUGCCAUUACCACUUAUCUCCAGUCAUGCAAAAAUCCAUUAUAUGCAACAAGAGCAACACUAGUUAGUACAGAGGCACUCAAGAGUCGGAAAAUGUUUAACGAGGCUGCUUUACAAUUUAUAAAGCUGACUAGUGAGGAGUCUGAUUUACGCAGUGCUCUUCUUCUGGAGCAAGCGGCCCAUUGUUACAUUAAUAUGGAAGUUCCCAAGGUCAGGAAGUAUGCAUUCCACAUGAUUCUGGCUGGACAUCGAUAUAGCAAGUCAGGGCAGAGGAAGCAUGCCCUGAGGUCCUACUCUCAGGCCUUACAAGUGUACAAAGGCAAAGACUGGGCACUUGCAGAGGAUCAUAUAAACUUCACUCUAGGUCGACAGUCCCUCAAUCUGAAACAGUUAGAUAAUGCCACCGCUGCAUUCAAGCAUUUACUAACAGAGAACAGUAAACAGAUUCCUAGUCAACAAAAUGCUUUUCUUAGGGAAUAUCUCUUUGUAUACAAGCAACUCUUGGGUCAAGAAAUAUCCAAUUAUGGCAGUGUCCACUCCAAUACAUUACCAGAGCUUCCAAUACCUAUACUGGACAAUAAUGCUACCAAAGUCAUCAUAGGCUACAAACCACAGCAUAGCCAAGAUAAAUCAGGGCACAUAGGCUAUGACUACAGUGAGAGCAAUCACGCACGAUGGGAAGCUUUAGAGGAAGCCCUGGUGUCGUCUGCUAACAAUGGCAUUAUCCCCAUCACUCACAGGUCAACCAUACAGUGCUUCACCAAUAAAACAGACAACAGAUUUAACCCCGUGGCUUAUGUUGGAGAACCCAUCACAGUGGAGGUGUACCUGGUGAACCCCCUGAAGGUCGUUCUGGUGCUUACAGAGGUCACACUUCUCUGGAGUUUCCUACCCUCCAUCCCUGGUCAGGAAAAAUCCCAGCUCAUCACUAACGAAGUAUUUUCCUCUGUGAAGAACACCCUUGCCAAUGAAAUCAUUCACACACAGGUUAUAGACGAGAUAGUAUUACCAGGAAAUGAGAGGUCUCCGGUGCAGUUUACCUUGACCCCGCAUCAGACAGGAGAGCUGAGGAUUGUGGGUAUUUGCUACAAUCUGUCUAGUUCACUAACAGACGACAGGAACGUUAAACCAUCACCAGCCAACACUGUCUUUGUGAGGGGGAAACAGAGACUGGAUGUCCAGGGGCCGAGGCUGAACAACACCAAGGAGGAAAAGUCCAGUAAAGCGUAUGGACCGGACCGUAGGCUGGACCUGGUCAUACAGCCAGAGAUGCCUCAGUUACAGGUUUCCUUCUGUAACUUUCCAAAAAGUUUACUAUGUGGUGAAGUGCACGCUGUGAUGCUUCAAUUUACAAACAUAGGAACUAGUCCACUACAUAAACUAAAACUUGCCUCCUCGACCCCCGAGUUUAUAACCCUGGGGGGUCAAGGAGAAUUACCCAAGUUUCCUUGUGUUUAUCAGACUACUAGUGAAGUAUCAAGUGAUGAGACAAAGUGUUAUUGUAAUACGAAAGACAGAGUAACUAAUGUGAUGGACAUUCCACUGCCCAACCGGACACUUCAACCUAAAAACACCGUGUCUGUGCCUGCCUGGGUGCGAGGAAAUGACAUCGGGGGAGUGCAUGAUGUCCAUUUUAUGUUUUAUUAUCAACCCGUGACAAACUCACCCAAAGUCAGACACAGAUUACAGAGGCACACCGCAGUCAUUAACACCUUGGAGUCGCUGAGUGUGCGGUCAAUGGCCCGCAGAGCUAACAGUGUUCACCAGACACCCUCCUCCCAGGGGAGCUGUAUCAUCUCCUGUGAAAUGGAAAACAUUAGUCAGGUUCAAGCCAAUCGGGCAUAUGUCAAAGAGAUUCAGGUGAAUCAAGUGUCCUGUGCCAGUGACCUUUGGUCAGUUCAGUACCUCAGCUCUCAAGAUAAACCUGAAAUUACUAUUGGGUGUAGGGAGACUAUGCAUUUAUGUCUGAAAGGAACAAAAAAUGCAGGUAACUUGGAUUCCAUGUUGGGAAAAGAGUCUGUGAUAUUUAGUGACGUGUCCUUCUCUGAUCAGCAAAUAAAAAGUUCUACAACACCGUGUGCAGAUUUUUUUCUGAGAUCGAAGUCCCACAAUAAUUCAGAAGACGUGGUACAGUCCAAGACAGCGAACAAGCUGGGAGAGAAAAACUUCAGUGAGUUAAACUGUGCCAUACAGCUGGGCAUGACUCUCAUCAUUCUAUGGAAGGCUUGUGUGAUAUCAGAGGAUGGUGAAGUACAGAUUAAAGUUGGACAACACCAUGUGAUCAUAAAGAAGAUUGAUACCAUAUUUACGUCUUAUCCUUUCUUCAUUAUUCCCACUGAAAAACCUCCGAUUCGCUUUUUAAAAAGUCGAGAUGAACUAGAAAAUCCAAAGCUUGAAUCUGAAGUCACCACGCAACUGGUGGAUAUAAAUUUCAACCACCAAGCACAAGUUACUCACAACUUCCAGAACAACAAAAUAGCUAUUGUACCUGUUACUCUGCUACUAAGAAAUUGUACCAAGUCUACAGUGGAAUUGCUAGUGGACACUAGUACAUCACCUGACAGGCUUAGCAACAGAUCAGAGGAAAAAUUCGUGAAUCCCGAAGUUCAUCACUUGACAAGUUUUAGCUGGGUCUCACAAACAAUGACAAAGUUAAGCUUAGAUCCCAACCAACAGCGAGCUGUUCAUAUGACUGCUUGUUUCAGCAAACCAGGGAUCUAUAACAUCAACAGGCUGGCCGUGUUUGUAACACAUAACAGAGACUCGUCAGAAAUGGUCCUUCAGAAACAUUUAGCCCCCAGUGUUGUAGUAUUACAGGAUGUUUCUGCAGAGUGAACAUCGGCAUUGACCCCCAAAGAACAAGAUCAAUCGAGUACUUCAGGAACUAGUCAAAUCCCAAGAUUUAUAAGGUUGACAGAUUUUGAUAACCUCGUGUGAAUCACUAUAUGUACCUUGAAAGUAUGAAAACUACAAAAAGAGAACCAGUUUAAAACUAGCAAACCAAACGGUCAUGUGAUCAGCAAGGUUUGGUGUGUAUUCUAGUCUCUUAUAAAAGCUUUCGGUGAAGAGCGGCAGAAAUUGUUGCCACUCAUUGUAGUACAGCCAAAAGAUAUGGUUGCUCAUGAAAGAUUUGUAAUAACUGAUAGUUGUACAUGUACGUCAUUAUCAAAACUAUUUAUGCAAGAUGGAAGAUAUGUACCUGUAUGUAAGCAUUGAUACAACAAGGGUUGUAUUAGGUUGUCUGUUUUGUAUAUUUCAUGUCACUGAUAGCCAGUACAGUAAGCUUGGUUGUAGUGUAUUCUCCAUGGACUACUUCCUACAUUCCAAAACAUUGGUGUAAAAGUGUGUCAUUCAUAGAAAUCAAAUGGAUCUGUUUUGGUGAAUAAAACAUUCCUGAGUAAUAUUUAUAGAAUGAAGUCAAAUUUGUUUAGAAGUAAACUUGAUUUUACACUUGAGUGUGGUGAAAUCUUUUAUACUGUUUACCACAAAAUGGAUGAAAUUGUACAGAAUAAUUCCCGUUGUAUUGAUACCAGUCGUCAACUUAUAAAGGCUGGAGAUUGCUAGGUGCUUUUGAUUGUUAUUAGGGUUAUAUCACAAUGGUAAAUCUUCCAGAUGGUGACAUGGGUCUAAGCAUGAUAUUAAAUCUUUCGGAAUGUGACACGAGUCAAUUUUUCAAAAUUCUGUUGAUAAAAUUAUGAUUUACUGUACCAUACUUAUGUUCUUGCAUUGUUCAGUGAAAAUACGAGAAUUUUUUUUUUUUCAUUUUUUUCUUCUUAUUUUUUGACAAAUAAUUCACAAGUAGUACAUGUAUUUAUCAGAAGUUUUUGUUUCAGUGAUUAUGUAGAAAGUAUUUGAUGUAGCUGGCAUGAAUGUAGACAUUAGAUUAUAAGGGACCCACUACCAUUUUUUAAUUAACAUGGAUGAGAUUAAGCUGUUAUUGAGAUGUAUAAGUGUUCAUUGCUGCUGUGAAAUUUACUUUGUUUAUUUAAAAUCCAAUGGAUUGUGAACAUUAUUGCCAUAUUAACCAAUAUAUGUCUGUGAUUACAAUCAUUUCCAAUAUUAAAUGGACGAAACUCUA